CACAACGCCUGUUCGCAACGGACGAUAACGGACUAGCAAGGGAAAAACAGGCAAAACGUCGAUACGAUGUUGCAGCCCCCCUUUACGGCAACUGUGUUCCAGCUCCGCUAAGCCUGCUGCUCACUGGAAAAUAUUGUUGUUCCCGAAGACGUUUUGCGACUGAUUCGCGAAGCUAGUUCAAAAUGGGUAACGAAAGUUCGCUGCCUAUGGAACUCUGUUCGAACUUCGAUGUAGAUGAAAUCAGAAGAUUGGGAAAAAGAUUUCGGAAGCUAGACUUGGAUAAUAGUGGGGCCCUCAGCAUCGAUGAGUUUAUGUCCCUGCCUGAGCUGCAACAGAACCCAUUGGUACAGCGUGUUAUCGACAUAUUUGACGCUGAUGGCAAUGGAGAGGUAGAUUUCAAGGAGUUUAUUCAUGGGGUAUCUCAAUUCAGCGUUAAGGGUGAUAAGGAAAGCAAAUUACGAUUUGCAUUUAGAAUUUAUGAUAUGGAUAACGACGGUUAUAUAAGCAAUGGAGAGCUUUAUCAAGUGCUAAAAAUGAUGGUAGGCAAUAACUUGAAGGAUACACAAUUGCAGCAAAUUGUCGAUAAAACAAUACUGUUUGCUGAUAAAGACGAGGAUGGCAGGAUUAGUUUUGAAGAAUUUUGUUCUGUUGUUGGCAAUACAGAUAUUCAUAAGAAAAUGGUAGUUGACGUUUAAGUGAUCAAAGUUUGUGAAAAACUCUUAAUUUACAAAACGUGGUAUGUUAUAAUUGAAAUCUAUAAAUUAAUAAUCUAUUAACAACAGAUUUAUGGGAUAGUUCUAACAGAAAUCCGUUUAGAGUGAACUCACGAUUAUUGUUCUUAAGCCUUUGAUCAUUACAAGUCUAUCCAAAUGGAAAAUUUUCAUGAUACGCCAGACUAGUAACAGCGUGAUACGCGAACGUUAGAUCAACGUGAUACUGUCAUUCUGAUGUCAUUAAAGAUAUGGAACAAAUCAAAUUAUACCUUGCGUGUUCCAUUAAAAAUAAAGAUCGUCAAUGAUCUUAACAACCUUUAAUUGACAUCUUAAGUUUAAUAUUGCAUGGUUUCCAAGAUUUUCUUCGAAAAUUUUUGCGGGAAAGAUUUAGUCUUCUCAAACGCCUGUUCAAAACAAAAAUUUCGGACAUAGAUGCACUUCAUUCCUUUUACUGAUUCUCAGUGGAAAAGCACGAAAGUAAAUCAAAUCUCGCGUUAUCGAUACGAUCACCAUGCCGUAAAACCUAUCAUAUUUCUGUCAUUGUUUGAAAAAUAAUUGUUAACAUUUAUCUUUAAUGAUGUUUAAUAUCGUUAAAGGUAUCAUUCGGUAGAGCGAAUUCUUAAGGACAUUUACUUUUAGACUAAUAUCUUAAUAUAUUAAUAUCUAAUAUUAAUAUAUUAAUAUUUUAGAACAGUUAUCAAUAUCUAGAUAAGCCAACUAUUAAGAUGUAUUAUGUUUAUAAUAAACAAUCACGAAUUGUGCAUUCGGAAGAUACAGCGAGGCAGAUUUUGCGAAGUUAUAUGGAAUUAUUAAUUAUUAAGCUAAGAGAGUCUGUGCUUGGGUUAGCCUUUGCGUGUAUAAGACUUGCGUGUAUAAACUGUAUAUCGACAUUGGAUUGUCAAUUUACAAUUUUCGAAUGUACGAUUUAUUUAUUUAUUUAGAUAUUUAUUUAUUACAUACACGAUCAGUCAGAAACAUAAUUUAUCAUUACCAGAUACAUUAAGAUAUUUACAAUGCAAAUAAGUUUGUUUUAUCAUUGUUAAUUGUUUCUAUGUAUACUUACAUGUUACAUGGUCUUAUCAUGUCUAAUUAAAGUUUAAAAUUGUGAAAUAUAUUAAGAUUAAUCUAC
Solenopsis invicta (red fire ant) is the source of this 1842-nucleotide messenger RNA. RefSeq names its product calcineurin subunit B type 2. Lineage: Eukaryota; Metazoa; Arthropoda; Insecta; Hymenoptera; Formicidae. The coding region runs from base 183 to 695 and encodes 170 amino acids. The transcript is spliced from 5 exons. The record is from RefSeq and is a predicted model, not a curated record. Gene Ontology annotation, molecular function: calcium-dependent protein serine/threonine phosphatase regulator activity; calcium ion binding.